CUACGUGCUGAGGAGGGCAUCCAUAAAGCCAUCUCCCAAACCAACUCCCAACCCCCUCCACGUGCACAACGGGGUUCGGGCUAUUACAUCACACCCGCAGCUCUGCCAGCGCAGCUAUAUAGCGCGCGUGGCGGAGAGCAUGUGGAGCACGCAGAGCUUUCAAAGGCUGCUGCAUCAUCAGCAGUGCGUGCGCAGACACGACCUUCCCGUGCCGCUGUGACGGGAAUUACUGGAAGAGAGAGAGAGACAGAGAAUAAGAGCGCGUGCCACCUCUAAAUUUCCUGCACCCAUCGCGAGCGCUAUGCCUCGCUACAUCAUCGCGGUCCUGUUGCUCCCGUGCUUGCUGCAUCUUGCGCGCGAGGCUGCGUGCCAGCACUACUACGCGCUGCGCCCGCUGCCCAGUGACGCGCUGCCGGUGGUGGAGCUGCACGAGGACCCGGACCCCGCGCUGGACCCCGGAGAGCGUGAUCUGAACGAGACCGAGCUCCGGCGCGCGCUUGGACACUUUGACGCACGCUUUCUGUCCGCGUCGCCUCCGCCGCCCCUGUCGCCUCAGGAACCGGAGAACAACGAGCACGAGCUCCGGCAACGCGCGGGCGGUAGCGGAGACCACCUGCACGCGGGAGUGAAGCGGAAGAACCAGAAGAGGAGGAAAAAGAAGCUGCACGAGCAACAGCAUCACCGGCUGCGCGAGCAGCAGCACGAAGAGGAGAAGAAAAGGAAGCGGCGGCGGCGUCUUUGGCUGCGCGAGUUUGAGCGUGAGCGCGCGCUUUGCCCCGUAGUGCAAACGUGGAGUGACCUGGGCGCGCGCUUCUGGCCGCGCUACGUGCGCAUGGGAAGCUGCAGUCGUGAGCGCUCGUGCUCGGUGCCCGCGGGCAUGUUGUGUACGCCCGCCGCAUCCACCCACGUGACGCUGCUGCGCUGGAGGUGCGCUAGGCGAGGGACGCUCCGGUGCGCCUGGAUCCGCGUGCACUACCCCAUCAUCACAGAGUGCAAGUGCUCGUGCUCGAGCAGCUGACCUGAAAUCCAGGAGGAGUUAUAAACAGACUGAACUGUUUAUAUAAAUGUAUAUAAAUAUAUAAGAUUUAUCUUUUAUCUGCAGAUUCCUGAGGUGCCGCUGCAGGGACUCUUCAUGCUUCUGUGAAGUGAUAAAUACAAAUAGCCUACAUAAUAACACCACCUCUCAAACAGAGCUGAGUGUGUGUGUGAGGAAGAGAGAGAGAAGCCCUGACUCAUAUUCUGACAGAGUAAAUUAUGUGGUUAUAUGUGUUAUAUGUUGUCAUGCUGACACCUGAUUUCGCUAACCUCCAACUUUCUCUAAUAAUGAACCACGUUUUAACUCCAAACUCUACUGAGAGACUGAUUUCAUUUUAACAACUGAACUGAAUUGAAUCAGGAAUAAACUUUAUAAAAACUGUACACAGAACUGCAGUGGAAUGCCUUGACCUAAGCGACUGGAAUCAGCAGCUGAUGUUUAUAGCUAAAGUAGCUUAGCACAGCCAUUUUGGAAAUUCACUUUACAGACUGUAUAAACUGCUGUUUUGAUUAAACAAAUGAUCAUCCACAGCUUGUAAGAAAAAUGGUUAAGCUGGUUUGAACAGAUAUAGUAUAGGGUAUGUUUUAGUUAGUUUGUUUAUAGUUUCACUGGUGACCAACCUAAAAAACUUGUUGGCCAUUAUGACAGUGACGUUGAUCAACCAGCAUCAGUAUCCUGUACACUGGCCAGCUCUACUAGACUUGUAUGACCAGCUUGAUGUCCAGCUUUGUUAACAAUGUCAUUUUGUUAAGCAUAGCAACCGGCCAAACCGUUUUAUUUAAAAUCAUGGAAUCUGUUUUCACCUGAAAGUUCCGCUUCUCAACCACCUUGACCCACAAAAACCCACUUAGAUCAUCUGAAACUAGCAACCAGCAAACCCUAUAUUUUUAUAGAACAAUCAAAUGCAAGCCUAAUUAAAAUAGUUAACAUAGGUUAACAUGUAUGUGGUAAAGUGAAAUUCGUUUAGUUUGGGUUUCAUAUAAGCAUAUAAGCAGCCUAGUUAGUGAGAAAAACUCAAAUCUGACUAACUCAAAGUUCUAUUGGAGUGACUGGCGAUAAUGUUUUAUAGAAGGAACUAGAGUUUGUUUCUGGCUUCACAAAUCAGACAGAAAUAAAGUGCCUGAGAAAUGGUACCUUCCAUAAACGGUUUAACUUAAAUAUACAAAUUCUACUAUUUUUCACCCACCUUUUUACCGCCAGGUGUAGGAAUGGAUUUUCUGUAUAUGUGGUUUUGUAUGAAAUAGUUCAGUAUUAUGUGUAUCCAGAGUCUACUGUCUUUGUGGAAAAUAUUUGGUUAUAGCUUCUGUAUUUAUAUUGCUUAAAACUAUGCAUAGAGUUUGAAAUAUUUGAUGCAGUUUUUCAAUUAUGGAAAUCUGAUCUGUUGACCUCACAUUUAUUAUGGAGUAUCGUUUUAUAUCACACAGCUGUGACAGCGAUUUUAUACUGUAAAUUAAGAAUGACUGCUAUUUAUUCUUUAUAUUCCUAUAAUAAAUCAUUCUGUGACAUAAAA
Messenger RNA from Astyanax mexicanus (Mexican tetra), 2546 nucleotides. RefSeq names its product noggin-1-like. Bases 302 to 1018 code for a protein of 238 amino acids. Gene Ontology annotation, biological process: negative regulation of cell differentiation; dorsal/ventral pattern formation; osteoblast differentiation. The transcript has a single exon. Lineage: Eukaryota; Metazoa; Chordata; Actinopteri; Characiformes; Acestrorhamphidae. The record is from RefSeq and is a predicted model, not a curated record.